Messenger RNA from Penicillium waksmanii, 963 nucleotides. RefSeq names its product Eisosome component PIL1/LSP1 family protein. Gene Ontology annotation, cellular component: eisosome filament; plasma membrane. Gene Ontology annotation, molecular function: lipid binding. Gene Ontology annotation, biological process: endocytosis; negative regulation of protein kinase activity; eisosome assembly. Bases 1 to 963 code for a protein of 320 amino acids. The transcript is spliced from 4 exons. The record is from RefSeq and is a predicted model, not a curated record. Lineage: Eukaryota; Fungi; Ascomycota; Eurotiomycetes; Eurotiales; Aspergillaceae.
AUGUCCACCACCAAAUCGAACCGCUGGCUCGGAAAGGGAGGCAUCGGCCAUGCCUUCCGCAAGAAUGCCGCGGGUGCCUUCGGACCUGAUCUCGCCCGCAAGCUGUCGCAACUCGUCAAGAUGGAGAAGAACGCCAUGCGCAGUAUGGAGCUCGUCGCGCGCGAGCGCAUGGAAGUCGCCCAACAAUUGUCAAUCUGGGGUGAAGCCUGUGAUGAGGACGUAUCGGAUGUCACCGACAAGCUCGGUGUCCUGAUCUAUGAGAUCGGUGAGCUGGAGGAUCAGUUCGUCGACCGCUACGACCAGUACCGCGUGACCAUCAAGAGCAUCCGCAACAUCGAGGCCUCCGUACAGCCCAGCCGAGACCGCAAGCAAAAGAUCACCGAUGAGAUCGCCAAGCUGAAGUACAAGGACCCCAACUCGCCGCGCAUCGUCGUCCUGGAGCAGGAACUCGUCCGCGCCGAGGCCGAAUCCCUAGUCGCCGAAGCCCAGCUGUCAAACAUCACCCGCGAAAAGGUCAAGGCAGCCUUCCAGUACCAAUUCGACGCUCUCCGCGAACACUGCGAGAAGGUCGCCAUCAUCGCCGGCUACGGCAAGCACCUCCUGGACCUGAUCGACGACACCCCCGUAACCCCCGGCGAGACCCGCCACGCCUAUGACGGUUACGAUGCCAGCAAGGCCAUCAUCCAGGAUUGCGAGGAUGCGCUUAGCAACUGGGUUACCUCCAAGUCCGUCGUCAAGUCCGGCCUGUCGCAGCGCUCGCGCACUCUCUCCCAGCGCCACCGCAACGCCAUUAAGAGCCGCGAGGGCGUUGAUCUCUCUACCCAGGACCAGCCCAUGACUGGAGACCGUGACUCCUGGCUCCCCGCUGACCAGCACCCCGACUAUGUAGACGAGGAUGGUCUCAGCACUAUGGACGGUGAGGCACGAGGACGUGAGGAGGAGCGGGAGCCCAUUGCUGCUUAG